CAACCAAUGGAACAACCAGUGGGGCAACAAUUGGAACAACCAGUGGAACCAGGGGAACAAUUGGAACAAUGGUUGGAACAAUCAAUGGUACAGCCAGAGCAACGGGUUGAACAGCACCGGAGGAGAAGACGCCCUUGACCAGAUGAGAACGACGCCCGCAAUUGAAAGCAGCAAGGAUUCGGCGGCCUCCGUCUUGGCGCCGCAGGGCCCAGGCGACAAGGAGGCCGACAAAGAAUGGGGCAAUGAGUGGAAAAACGACUGGAACAACCAGGGCAAUAACCAGUGGAACAAUCAGGGAAAUCAAUGGAAUAACCAGGGUAAUAAUCAGUGGAAUAACCAAGGCAAUCAAUGGAAUAACCAGGGUAACAAUCAGUGGAACAAUCAAGGCAACAAUCAGUGGAACAAUCAAGGCAACAAUCAGUGGAAUAAUCAGGGAAACAACUGGAACAAUCAGGGUAAUCAAUGGAACAACCAGGGAAAUCAAUGGAACAACCAGGGCAACAACCAGUGGAACAACCAAGGCAACCAGAAUAAUAACUGGAACAAUGGGGCUACUGAUUGGAACGCAGCGAAUGGUGGUGCUGACGCUGGAAACUGGAACCAGGGCAACAACCAGUGGAACAACCAAGGCAACCAGUGGAAUAACCAGGGCAAUCAAUGGAAUGCUGCCAACGGAGGUGCCCCUGCGGCCAACGAUUGGAACAACGGAGGGAACAACCAGUGGAAUAACCAGGGGGUCCAGGGCGCCAAUUGGAACGACGGGGCAAACACAGCCCCCGAUACGACCAACAAUUUCAACAACGGAGUCAACGCCGGGAACGGCGCAACCACUGCGAAUGGAUGGAUGAACGCUGGCAAUAAUGGGGCAGUGGUCGGGAAAGAGGGCAUGCAAACAGCCACCGGAAUGGCCAGCAACCUUGCUUUCAACGUGGCGGCGGCGGCCCGGGCUUACGCAAUGGCCAGUGUGGCGGCGAUGGACAACCGCAUCGUCACCUUGGACAACAAAUAUUUCUUCGACACCUGGAGGCCUGUCACGGCGAUCCGGCUGAACGCUGAUCCCCCACAGCCAGAGUGGGAGCCGCUUUUGGUCACGCCCGCCACUCCGGAGUACCCAAGCGGGUACGGAACGCUGGCGGGGGCGAUGGUGGAGGUGAUCAAGACGGUGGCAAACAACGGCUUGGAUGAAGCGCCCUUCAUGCUGGCGCUCAAGGGCGCAAAUGGCGAGCAACGGAACUAUGCGACCUUGUCAAGCAUCGCCGAGGAGAGCGCCGCUUCACGCGUCUAUGGGGGCCUCCAGUGGGCCCACACGACCGCCCCCUCCUUUGGCUUGGGACAACAGGUUGCGACCGCGGUGUUGGCUGGCUUUGACACCAUGUACGCGCCACAGGCGGCUAUUGAGACCAUGAACCAGCAGUAUCAUCUGGCAGAGCCCGUGCAGCACGUUCUCCUACCUGGCCCACAGCAACGGGGCAACCGACAUAAGAAGAAGCGUUGGCAUGGUCUACGGAUAUUCAAGUGAAAAGAGAAGAGGUUAAAAAAGAUGAGAUUGACCGCUUUCCACGAAAAGGAGCAACUGGAAAAUUUACUGAAUGUGUAUUAUGACGAUAUGUUGUCCUUAUUUGGCAAGGGGGGCGCCGUGGGGAGGAAAAAAGCACCAUAAAGUAUUCGACGCGGACUCUCAGGUCCCCCCGACCAGCACUUGGCCACCGGCAAAGGUGAAAAGAGAAUGGGGGGCGAUGUGAGCGGCGAAGGGACAAUGACUACGUGUUAAUCCUGUGAGUCUUAUGGGGGAAAACGCACACGGAUGUACAUUUGAGAGGCCGAGGCGGCUUGUAGAUAGCACCCAUGAGCGACAGCAAGGCUCGCAGCGGACACACUCUUGUUUGCGGUGUUGCAUGGGGAAUUACGUGGAUCCCAUCCGGGUGUCUUCCUGUUAAAUGGCCUUCGAUAUUCGCUAUUACCGUCUGAUCGGACUGCGCUGCUCAUGCAUAUUUUAUUUAAUUUGGCACAUGUCUUACAUCCAGCAGCCUUUGGCGGGUCCGUGGGGCGGUCGCCGCCCUGCCCGCGCUUGCGUCGAGAGACGUGCAGGACGGGUCUGGGGAAGAGCAGGGGAGAAAGAUAAAACGAAAUAAAGAGGAACGAACUGCCCAACGCCCGUG
Molecule: messenger RNA, 2159 nt
Organism: Nannochloropsis gaditana CCMP526
Product: pap2 haloperoxidase domain-containing protein
Exons: 1
Source: RefSeq, a predicted model, not a curated record